UUUCGAGGAGUAGAAUUUACACAAGUGUUUGAGAUGGGAAACGCCUAUAUGAAGCAACACUUGGAAACGGCCACCAAGACGGGGGUCCUGCGAAUCUCGUUCAAAAAACUAAAUGAAGUCCCCGAGGAAUUAAAACAGUUGGAGAGCAAUCUCCGGACACUCGACAUGUCUGAUAACAAGUUUGCCUCGCUGCCGCCGUGGUUGGGGAAUUUUAAAAUGCUGAAGCACCUGACCAUCAGCAACAACCGCAUAACCAAUUUGCCUGAGGAGUUAGGGAAGUUGAUUAAACUGGACACAUUCGCCGCACAUGGCAAUAGAAUCGCAUCGCUGCCAGACUCGAUAUCCGCCCUUAGCAACCUGAAGAUCGUCGAUCUCAGUGGCAACAAACUGAAAAUUUUUCCCUCUGUGUUCAAUGGGCUUAAAAAGCUGAAUUCCAUAGACCUGUCCAAGAACGAAAUUACGGAAGUCACCGAGGAGGCGUGCAAAGACCUGCACGUCGUAGAAAUCAAUCUUAAUCAGAACCAAAUUUCAAGCAUCACGCCAAAGCUAGGAGAGUGUCCUAAACUGAGGACUUUGAGGCUGGAGGAGAACUGUCUGCAAAUUCCGGUAGUUAUUCCACUGAUGAGAGACUCGACUAUUUCUUUGCUGGCCCUCGAAGGAAAUUUGUUCGACAUGAAAGCACUGGCUCAUGCGGACGGCUAUGAGCAGUACAUGGAUCGGUACACGGCUGUCAAAAAGAAAUUGUACUAACGUCCUGUGUGGCUUCAUUGUUCGCACUUCACAAUAACUAUGUACUAUUUUCAAUCGCCACAAACUCCAUUAUCACUCACCUAAGUGCAGUUUUUGCUUAGUAUUUCUAAAUAGCUUAAAUUGAUAAUCAACCACCAAUGUCUGUGUGUCAAAAGGCGAUGGUUAAAACUUUAUUUUCAAACCUUGAUAGUAAAAAUACCAAAGCGCAUAUAUAUAUUGGGUUAGAUCGUAAUUCUAAUUUGUUUUUAACUAACCCAAUCGAUAAGACGAAACCUUCAAUUGAGUUUGGAUACACAGGGCUGUUAUUUAGUAGUGGGAUACGACUGUAUGAAUUUCUCCUAGUUUUUGUUAUUUUUCUUGAGUAUGGUCAGUAUGAUAUACUUGACUAUUUUCCUCUGUAAAGCUGGCUUGUAUGAAUUGUUAUUUUAUGUUAAGGGAUCUUUUUGUGAUAUGAACCCAAUAUGAAGCUCUUUUCAAACUCUUGUUUAUGAAUGAUUAAAAUUAAUUGGAAACAAAUUUAA
This is a messenger RNA of Cloeon dipterum, 1271 nucleotides long. Its product is annotated as leucine-rich repeat-containing protein 57-like. The transcript is spliced from 4 exons. The coding region runs from base 34 to 750 and encodes 238 amino acids. NCBI's taxonomy places the organism in Eukaryota, Metazoa, Arthropoda, Insecta, Ephemeroptera, Baetidae. The record is from RefSeq and is a predicted model, not a curated record. Gene Ontology annotation, molecular function: protein binding.